AUCAGUUGGACCUGCUCCUCGGACCCGGCAAGACAUCUCCUCUCACACCUACUCACUCACCCGGACCCGUCACCUGGGCCACGCUCACACCUGGGCUGCGCUUACCCGGGCAUCACUCGCCUGCAACCCGCUUACCCGGGCAUCACUCGCCUGCAACCCGCUUACCCGGGCAUCACUCGCCUGUGACUCGCUUACCCGGGCAUCACUCGUCUGUGACUCGCUUACCCGGGCAUCACUCGCCUGUGACUCGCUUACCCGGGCAUCACUCGCCUGCAACCCGCUUACCCGGGCAUCACUCGCCUGUGACUCGCUUACCCGGGCAUCACUCGCCUGCAACCCGCUUACCCGGGCAUCACUCGCCUGCAACCCGCUUACCCGGGCAUCACUCGCCUGUGACUCGCUUACCCGGGCAUCACUCGCCUGCAACCCGCUUACCCGGGCAUCACUUGCCUGCGACUCGCUUACCCGGGCAUCACUCGCCUGCAACCCGCUUACCCGGGCAUCACUCGCCUGUGACUCGCUUACCCGGGCAUCACUCGCCUGCGACUCGCUUACCCAAGGCAGCCCUCACCUGCGACUCACUUACCCGGGCAUCACUCGCCUGCGACCCGCUUACCCAGAUAUCGCUCGCCUGUGACUCGCUUACCCGGGCAUCACUCGCCUGCGACCCGCUUACCCAGGUAUCGCUCGCCUGCGACUCGCUUACCUGGGCAUCACUCGCCUGCGACCCGCUUACCCGGGUAUCGCUCGCCUGCGACUCGCUUACCUGGGCAUCACUCACCUGCGACCCACUUACCCGGGCAUCACUCGCCUGCAACCCACUCACCCAGGCAGCACUCGCCUGUGACUCGCUUACCUGGGCAUCACUCGCCUGCGACUCGCUUACCCAAGGCAGCCCUCACCUGCGACUCACUUACCCGGGCAUCACUCGCCUGCGACCCGCUUACCCAGGUAUCGCUCGCCUGCAACUCGCUUACCCGGGCAUCACUCGCCUGCGACCCGCUUACCCAGGUAUCGCUCGCCUGCGACUCGCUUACCUGGGCAUCACUCGCCUGCGACCCGCUUACCCGGGUAUCGCUCGCCUGCGACUCGCUUACCUGGGCAUCACUCACCUGCGACCCGCUUACCCGGGCAUCACUCGCCUGAGACCAGCUCACACAGGCCGCGCUCACCUGUGCCAAGGUCACCCAGCCUCCUCUGAGUCAGCUAACCAUACAUCAGUUGAUACUCCAUCCACACACCUGGUCUCUAAGACCAACCGUCCCCAGGUGCACCUCACAACUUCUACCUUACACACACACACACUCCAACCCCCCCCCUACAAACACACACCAGCCACCCCUCACCCAGACAAUCCAUCUACCCUAGCCCACAUACCAGCCACUCUCACCUACAUACACCAGCUCCGUCCCCUGAAAUCUCCCACCCUACUCUCCUCUACCGCCACCUGGGCGACGCUGCUACUCUUCACCUUAUCCCCCCUCCCCCCUUGGCCUGCACCUAGUUGCCGCUGAACGCUGGUCACCCCUGAGGUCACCUGGGAGUUGGUCACCUCUGUCCUUCACGUCAGUCACUUCCAGAGAAAAUGGGUGAUGCCAACAGCCUGAACUACUCGGACCUGACUGAGAAGGACGUGGACGAAGUGGUGGCUUUUAUGGCUAAGCACUUUUAUCCAAGAGAACCCAUAAGUACAGGACUGCACAUGACAUAUGAAGACAACAAAGAGUGGAUCCACGGCUCCGUGCGAGACUGGGUGAAGAAUGGAGUGUCAGUUGUGGCACGAGAACCGGAUACUAAAGCAGUUGCUGGAACCAUCAUUGCCACAAUACUCACCAGGGAUCAAUCCAACACUUAUGAGCAGGCUCUCACGAGUCCAAAGACCAAGGUGAAAACACUACACAAAGUGCUGUCAAUCUUGGAAACAGCUGUGGACUUUUUUUCUCGCUAUGAGAAAGUUGAUCGUAUACUAGAGUUAGCCAUGAUAACUGUAUCGGAGAAAUACAGUGGUCGUGGAGUGGGCCGGAGGCUUGUGCAGGAGAGCGAGCGCCGAGGCAGACUCUUCGGAUGCACACUAGCCACCGCACAGGCCACAGCGGUGCCUUCACAGCGACUCCUGUAUCGUCUGGGUUACGAAUCGCUCUAUACACUGGACUACGCCACAUUUGAGAUUGCUGGUGAUCGUGUGUUUGACAUGGACAAGAUGUUGGGAACGCCUUCUGCUAAAGUUAUGGCUCGGCUCAUAGAUGAGAGCGUUGACAAAUAAUGACUUUGCCAGACUACUAAUUGACAGUACUGUAAUCAAUAUACAUAAUGCAUGUUACUGAAGAAACUUCACAUAGCAACUCUUGCUAAUAUAAUAUGCCUUAUAAUUUAAAAAAAACUAUCCUAGGCAGCAUAUAGACGAGUGUCCAUAAGCAUACAAUAUAUUUUACAUAAAAUUCAAUGUGUCAAUGAAAGAAUUUUUGUUUUUCCCCAAGAAUUCCAAUAUAGUACUGGGCCAUCACAUGGAAUAUUCAAAACAAAGUUCAAUAUUGGCAGUGGCCAAUGUGCAAAAAGAAAUAUCUUGCUCCUUCUGAAAUUAAAACGGCAAGUUUUUAAAACUGAUUUUCCAAAAUUAAUAAAUUUCUAACACUGAAAACCUGAUUACAUCAGGACACUAACUCACAUUUCAUACACAGUACUGUAAUGGAAAUCUCAUUCAAAGGUUUUAAAAAAAUUCUUCACUAAUCAAUAUUUUUUUGUAAAUUUCCUUUCUUGAUGAUAGUAUUAACUGCUCUCUUUCCCUCUAAAGAUGGUUGUCAUCACUCUAAUGCUCCAUCUCAUCUAUCCCACACUUACUAUUUAAUAUUAAUAACCUUACAUAUUGUCUCUAAUCUUGCAGAGAUAAUUCAAACCUGGCCUAACUAACUUUCAACUUGCAACAGCAUAAACAUUUUCAGUCUCGACAGUACCUUACUUCACCUCAAAACUUUAAAAAACAGCUACUAGAUUUCCUUUUUUUCUCAUUAUUCUACAAAACCUUAAAACUGAAGUGAGAUUCAACAGUUCAUUUCAGUACAUUAUUUUUCCCAAUGUUCCUUCAACUUAAGCAGUCAUACUCUACUAUUGAAUGGUUAAAAAAAAAAAAAAGCCUUCAGUGUGUAUAAUUUCUGGUACAUAUACUAUAAAAUGGACGACAUAAAAACUGUUGGGCUUCCAAGUGUAUGCAGUUGAUACCGACAGUCUCGAGAGACUGCAACUCACCAUAUAGCAAGCAUGCAGUCUGCAUUUACAUAUAUAAGCUCAGCAUUAUCAUGUUAAAAUACAUAACAUUGCAUGAAUUUUUUGCAAAUAUUCUUCUGUUAUUUGUAAUACUUAUAUACAAGUUAUUUUUAUGUACUGUACUUUUAGUGUAAUAUAAUAUUAACCGUGUAUAUUACCAACCAAUUUCUUCAUCAAAUACUGUAUAAAACUGUUAUGGCUAUGUACAAAUCUUUAUUUUUUAACUUUAUGUUAUUAAAGUCACACAAUUUAAAUUCACAAAUACAGCUGUCUCUGUAUUUGACCAGGUCUUAAUUUGUGACUAAUAUUUUUGUGACAUAAUACUGUACUGUAUUUGCAUACAUCUUGAAUGAUGCUCUUCUUAUUAAGCUAAUGCUUCUGAUGCCAUCAUAAUAUAUUUCUCAAUAUCUUUGAAAUACAGUACACGGUUGUGUAAUGCAUGUCAUCCUUGGCCUUGUUCACCUUAAGCAAGUCUGAUACUGUAUAUGACUUCCGUAACCAGCACUCAAGUGCUGUAUAUUGAUCAUAAAGACUGCUAUAUGAUCACUCACAACUCUAAUAAUUUCAAAUUAAAGAAAAUCCUUCAAACUGUGGAGAUUAAGGGAAUAUGCACAAGUAUCAAAUGAAUAUAGUACAAUAAUGCCAAGGUACAACAAAUUCUGCAGUUCCUAGUAUUCAAUGGCACUUGUCAUAGCAAUAAGUCAAACUUCUUAAAAUAUUUCUACACAUUAAUUACUACAAUAGCCAAAUUUUUUUAAUACUGUAGUUAUUAAAACAGGUAUAGUACUGUACAUCUUUUGCUACCUAUGUAUUCCCUUAUUUUAGCACAAUGUUCAAGUUAAAAACCAGGCUUCUAGUACUGUCUAUGUAAUAGCACAUUUCCAAGCAGUACAUUUGUUCUCAGAGGCGAGGUCCUACUGACCCUUCAUUAGGACCCGACACAGUCACUGUACGUUGACAUUCUAUACAGAUUCGGGAGAACUUUUCAAACUGUCCCCCCACCAAGUUAUUUGGUGCUAGGGAAACACAGGAGAAUAUUCACGCCCAUUUUAAAUGUAGAUAAAUACCAUUUACAUAAUUCUAAUGUCUUUCCAUAUAGUGUCCUAGCUUACUGUUGAAUGACUCACUAGGUCACUAACACACAACAAUGAUAAAACAAUAAAGCUCCCAAACCCAAACUUUCUGCAUUCUACCAGAACCACAGGUUAGGAAACUAUCCACACCAAUCACGGGAGACACAGGAAAAUGACGGGUGGGAACAGGAGCAACUGAGCAUACUGCUUAGAAAAAUUAUUUUCAUUGUUCUGUAGCAGAAAGCAAUCCCCAGAAUCUGUAACCCCAUAUAAAGGUCAAAUUUUGUGAACAAAUCAGGUCUACAAAUCUGAAUCAGCUCUGGACUUGUGAAAGUAAGUGCUGAAAAAGUCAAAUUGACUCAAUAAAGUAAUUUCUAAUUGAUUAUAAUUUGUCACUAUAUUUUUACUAUUCUUGUAUUUUUAGUGGUACAGUACAGCACUGUAAAAAUUAUUUUAUUUCUUGUUAGAGUUAAUAUACUGUGCUUUAACUGUGGUAUAAAUUGUACAAAACAGUUUGUAUGAGUGGCUAAAUUGUAAUGGUUGGCCCAAUACUGCCGAUGGCGAACACGUUCAGACCUGUUAUCACCAUGAGAUUACAGCACUUGCUCUCUGCUGACACUAUAUUCUUUCUUCUUAAUCAGGGGAUUUUCAUGCAUUUUUUUUAAUACAGUAUUUAAUUAUUUGAAUAGAAAUGAUGACUGCUGACAAGAAUAAGCAUGACAGAUUGUUUAUGAGGAACAAGAGGUGACAUUCAUUCAUUCAAUAAACAUUCCAGGGUAAUAGAAUGUUUAUUUCUAUGGAAGUGUGGAUGGCAAUUUAUACUAAAGGAUGCUAUUAAUUUAUGAUCAUAUUACUUUUUGAAUAUAUGUAUAAGGCUAGGGAAAAUUAUAAAAAUAUACACAAUGGUGUGUGUUGAAUGUUGUGCUCAUCACUGGGUCUGGCCAGUGACUGGAUGGGUGGUUAUGCACAUGGCCUCUCCAUUGGUUAAAGGGGAUCUCUCACUAAGCCCGUCCCUGGCCUCAACUUACCAUAUAUAUACAGUAGUAUGGUACAGUAUAUCAUACCAUAUAUAGUAUUUUUAUGUUGAAUGUAAUACAUUAUGUUAAAUAAUGUAUUAAAGAUGUAGUUAAAUAUAUACUGCCUGACAUGUCA
Procambarus clarkii (red swamp crayfish) is the source of this 5486-nucleotide messenger RNA. RefSeq names its product arylalkylamine N-acetyltransferase-like 2. NCBI's taxonomy places the organism in Eukaryota, Metazoa, Arthropoda, Malacostraca, Decapoda, Cambaridae. The record is from RefSeq and is a predicted model, not a curated record. Gene Ontology annotation, molecular function: N-acetyltransferase activity.